Messenger RNA from Eruca vesicaria subsp. sativa (arugula), 1354 nucleotides. NCBI's taxonomy places the organism in Eukaryota, Viridiplantae, Streptophyta, Magnoliopsida, Brassicales, Brassicaceae. The record is from the annotation of a GenBank genome assembly.
AUUAAAGCUGAAAACAGCAGUAUAAAUGUAUAAUUAAAUUACAUCCAGCCCCAAUACAAUCAAUUCAAUUUAAUCCCCCAUUUAAGUUCCACCUCUAUCCAACGCUCACUACGCUAACAAGCGCCGUAUUAUUACACAACACAAAACUUUCACUUUCUCAAGUACAAAUGUUCUGUAACCGUUUCCUUUUCCGUUGACAGUCACAUGGAAACUCCACUAUUUUCUUCCACCUUCGUGAAAUCUCUCUGAAGAUAAUCGAUGGCGAGGAGCCACCGGUUUAGCUACCGGUUACUCUUUCUCCUUUCACUAACCUUCGAAACGGCACGACGUUUGACUUCCGCUGAUCCAAACGACGAGGCGUGUUUAAAGAAUCUCCGACAAAACUUACAAGAUCCAGCUCGUAAUCUCCGUAACUGGACAGACAACGUCUUCUCCAACCCUUGCUCCGGCUUCACCUCCUACCUCCCAGGCGCCACGUGUAACAACGGCAGAAUCUACAAACUCUCCCUCACCAACCUCUCCCUCCGCGGCUCCAUCUCUCCCUUCCUCUCAAACUGCACAAACCUCCAGUCACUAGAUCUAUCCUCCAACCAAAUCUCCGGCGACAUCCCGCCGGAGUUUCAGUUCCUCGUAAACCUCGCCGUCCUCAACCUCUCCUCAAACCGUCUCUCCGGCGAAAUCCCUCCGCAGCUAGCUCUCUGCGCGUACCUAAACGUCAUCGACCUACACGACAACCUUCUCUCCGGUCCGAUCCCUCAGCAGCUAGGGCUCCUGGCGAGGCUGUCGGCGUUUGACGUCUCGAACAACAGACUCUCAGGGCAGAUUCCGACGUACUUGUCGAACAGGACGGGGAGUUUUCCGAGGUUUAACGCGAGCUCGUUCGUUGGGAACAGAGGGUUGUAUGGGUAUCCGUUGCAGGGGAUGGGGAAGAGUAAAGGGCUAUCGGUGAUGGCGAUCGUGGGGAUAGGGCUUGGGAGUGGUGUCGCGAGUUUGGUGGUUAGUUUUAGUGGUGUUUGUGUUUGGUUGAGGAUUACUGAGAAGAAGAUGGCUGAAGAGGAAGAAGGGAAGAUUAGUCAGUCAAUGCCUGAUUACUAAAAGUUUGUUUAAUCAAGGGUUUUUUUUGGUUAAAAUGUUGUAGUUAAUUAAUUAAUUACGGCUGUUUUUUUUUUUUGAAACAAGAUGAUUCCAAUAUUCUUCUUGGUAUGUGUGAGUCUUUUUUUUGGGUCUAUUUUCUUUCUCUCGGAUUUUUUUUUUGAACUUUUUCUCUCGGAUUUUUUCUAUAAUUUUCUUUUGUUUUAACAAACUUUUACGUAUUUAUGUUGUUGUAUUUCACAUCUAUUUUGAGAAAAUUCUG